CAGGGCCACCCAUCCAGACACCCCGCCGUGGAGGACAGCAUUCCAGAGGGAGCCUCACCCGGCCUUGCUCUGUGGGCUCUGUGCACGGCACUGCAGCUACAGGCCCAAGAUGCCAGCUGUCCAGCUGCUGCUCCUGGCCUGUCUGCUGUGGGGCGUGGGGGCCAGGACAGCCCAGCUCCGGAAGGCCAACGACCAGAGCGGCCGCUGCCAGUACACCUUCAGUGUGGUCAGCCCCAAUGAGUCCAGCUGCCCCGAGCACGGCCAGGCCAUGUCAGCCAUCCAGGACCUGCAGAGGGACAGCAGCGCCCAGCGUGCAGACCUGGAGGCCACCAAGGCCCGGCUCAGCUCCCUGGAGGGCCUCCUCCACCGGCUGACCGCGGGCCAGGUGGCCGGGCCCUCGGAGACCCAGCAAGGGCAGCAGAGGGAGCUGGCCACCCUAACAAGGGAGCGGGAGCAGCUGGAAGCUCGAACCAGGGAGCUGGAGACGGCCAACAGCAACCUCCUCCGAGACCAGUCGGUCCUGGAGGAAGAGAAGAGGCAACUCCGGGCGGAGAGCGAGGACCUGGCCAGGAGGCUGGACAGCAGCAGCCAGGAGAUAGCGAGGCUGAGAAGGGGCCAGUGUCUGCAGGCCCAGAACCCCCCUCAGGAUGUGUCUCCAGGCGGCAGGGAAGUUUCUAGAUGGAAUUUGGAGAGCUUGGACUUCCAGGAACUGAAGUCAGAGUUCAGUGAGGUUCCUGCCUCCCAGAUCUUGGCGAGUCCGACGUCUGGCCGUCCCAGGAGUGAAGAUGGGGACACUGGAUGCGGAGACCUCGUUUGGGUGGGAGAGCCUGUCACUCUGAGAACAGCUGAAAGCAUCACUGGCAAGUAUGGCGUGUGGAUGCGAGACCCAAAGCCCGUGAGCCCCUACACGCAGAACACCACGUGGAGAGUUGACACGGUGGGAACAGCCAUCCGGCAGGUGUUGGAGUACCACCUCAUCAGUCAGUUCACGCGGGGCUACCCUUCCAAGGUCCACGUGCUGCCCAGGCCGCUGGAAAGCACAGGCGGCGUGGUCUACGCGGGCAGCCUCUACUACCAGGGGGCCGAGUCCAGGACGCUGGUCAGGUACGAGCUGAACACCGAGACGGUGAAGGCCGAGAAGGACAUCCCCGGGGCCGGCUACCAUGGACAGUUCCCGUAUUCCUGGGGAGGCUACACGGACAUCGACCUGGCGGUGGACGAGACGGGCCUGUGGGUCAUCUACAGCACAGAGGAGGCCAAAGGUGCCAUCGUCCUCUCCAAGCUGAACCCAGAGAGCCUGGAGCUUGAACAGACCUGGGAGACGAACAUCCGGAAGCAGUCGGUCGCCAACGCCUUCGUCAUCUGCGGCACCUUGUACACCGUCAGCAGCUACUCGUCACCGGACGCCACCAUCAACUUUGCAUAUGACACGGGCACCAAAAGCAGCAAGGCCUUGACCAUCCCGUUCAAGAACCAGUACAAGUACAGCAGCAUGGUCGACUACAACCCCCUGGAGAAGAAGCUCUUCGCCUGGGACAACUUCAACAUGGUCACCUACGAUGUCAGGCUCUCCAAGAUGUGAAAAGCCGCCACGUUCAGUCGGGAAGGGCAGAUGGGGAUGGAGUGCAGAGCUCCCCAGGGGACAGCCAGCCAGCCAGAGCCCAGGCAGCUCUGCUCUGCUUCCCAAUGUGCGCUGUCACCAUGGCUGGCUGUGCGGGAACAGCAGUCUGGGGAUUCACGCAGUUUCACCAUAGAUAUUAUUUUCUUCUGUCAGCUUUGAGAGGCACGUGUAGCCAAAAUAGUUUAAGUUUUCUGGUGGUUUGGGGCAAAAGCUAUCAUGCAUAGUAGCUUCUUCAUGGAAACCACAAGAAGGCUUUUUGUAAAUGGCCUUCAGUGGGGCUGAAGGGGGUAUGUUUCCAGGCGAAGAGUUUGGGGAAAACAUGCUGCCCCGUGUGGACUCAGGGCCUUC
Molecule: messenger RNA, 1969 nt
Organism: Hipposideros armiger (great roundleaf bat)
Lineage: Eukaryota; Metazoa; Chordata; Mammalia; Chiroptera; Hipposideridae
Gene: MYOC
Product: myocilin
Exons: 3
Coding region: 110-1582 (490 amino acids)
Biological process (GO): signal transduction; osteoblast differentiation
Cellular component (GO): Golgi apparatus
Source: RefSeq, a predicted model, not a curated record